GGAAGGGGAAGAAGGGGCCUCAUCGCAACCUGAAUGCGGGGCUUACGUGCGAUAGGAUUCCAAGCCCCGCUGGUCCGUUGCGCUCGAGGGCACAAAUUGUUGGGCCCAUUUCGGUUUGGUGGUUGUACUGAUAGAUUGAGCUUUUAACUGACGAUCGAAACAAAGGAGAGCUUGCAAAUAUUGCGGGUUUUUUCUGGGUUCCUUUGAUGUUUUUGUUUUAGGGUUUUUGCAUUUGCGCAAGGCUUUCACAAUGUCUCACGUGAAGAUGACACUGGAGGAGCUGGAGAAGUACCGAGAGCGGUGGCAGAGUUGGAACAGCAAGGAUUUCGACCCUAACCUCGUGGUUGAGAUAUACAAGAAUGAGCUCAAUGUGGCGACGUCUUCGCAGAGGGUUAGGGUUUUAGAGAUUAGCCAGUAUUUGGAGAAUUAUUUGUGGCCGCGGUUUAAUGCGGAGACUGCGUCGCUGGAGCAUGUCCUUUCGAUCAUUUUGAUGGUGAAUGAGAAGUUUAGAGAAAAUGUUCCGGCCUGGGCUUGUUUUCAUGAGCGUGAGGAUGUAUUUCCUGCAUUUUUCAAUCGGGUCCUGUCUUUGAAGGAUGACAAGGAGGCACGGGCGAUGAGCAUACGAGAGAAAACAAAUUACCUCCUAUUUAUGAUUCACUGUUUUCAGAGUUUGGAGGAUGAGAAGGUCCGUAUUCCGGUUUUGAAAUUGGUUUCGUUGCCUCUUUGGCAUAGCCUGUCUCCUGGGCGUGUCAGGAUGGAGUUUUGUCAGCAUCCUCAGCUGCUGGAUCACUGGAGAAAACUGCUUAAGCGAGAGGCACGAGAGGGAAAACGUGGAGGUGCUAUUAAUGUCAAGGAGAAGCUAGAAGUGAGAUUUCUACCGAACUUGCUGGAAGAGUUUUUGGACAUACUACAAUCUUCUGUGCGGUCUGAAACAGAUGAAGACCAUGAUAUGGAGGGUGAGGGGGAAAGUACUCCUGCCGUGGACUUUGAUUCUCAGUUGUUCUGUGAACGUUUUGCAGAGUUUCUCAUCGACCUACUGAGUCAACUUCCAACCAGGAGAUUUGUUAGGGCUUUAGUGGAGGAUAGAGCGAUUGUUGUAAAGAGCAGAUUGAGUGCCCUGUAUGCGCAUCCACGUGGGGCCUUGUUCCGGCAGCUUAUCGAUCUUCUUGAAUUUUACCAAACCUAUGAAAUCAACGAUCAAACAGGAACGCAGUUUAGCCCAGAGGAUGUGGAGCUUAAUCAUAGCUCCCGCGUGCAUGCUCUGCAGCUUCGUUUAUUCAAGUCGGUUCCAAAACUUCAGUCCUUGGCACUUUCCAAUGUUGGUUUCGUAGAUAAGAGGAAUCAGCUUAGCAAGGCGAUAUCUUUGCUGAGUGCCGAGGAGCUCAAGGAUCUGGUUUGCAGAAAUUUACAGCUAGUGUCGUCCGAAGACCCAUGGACUGACAGGGUUGAUUUUUUGAAAGAGCUUCUCGUGACGUCGUUCGAAAGGCGGCAAUCCCAGAGAGAAUCAAUUAAUGCAUUGCCCCUGUACCCAAAUGAGAAAGUGAUGUGGGAUGAAAAUCUAGUCCCAAGCAUCAAUUAUACAGGCGCAGGGCCCCUUGCAUUACCAAAGUUAAACUUACAGUUCCUUACUCUUCAUGAUUAUCUGCUUCGUAAUUUCAAUCUUUUUAGAUUGGAAUCCACUUAUGAAAUCCGAGAGGACAUACAUGACGUUUUGAAGCGGAUGGGUGCACGGUACGGUGAUGAUGGUGAAACGGUUUUCUCCGGCUGGGCCAAAAUGGCAAACCCAAUCAAAAGUUUCAAGAUUACGGAAGUAAAGGCUGCUAAAAUAGGUGAAAACAAACCAGCGGCAGUAAUCGCAGAAGUUGGCUUCACCACCAAAGGAUUGAGAGGAGACAAUCGGUCAGAAUGGGACGCUUUGAAGGAGCAUGAUGUCUUGUUCUUACUUACUGUCAGAGUUCCAUCAUCCAUUUUAGGCAAAGAGGAGUUGGCCAAAUUAAGUAUCCCUGAACAGUUUGGUCUUCAGUUUGUGCGGGGUUGUGAGGUUAUUGAAUUGCAUGAUGAAGAAGGGACACUCAUGAACGAUUUUACUGGAAGGAUAAAGCGUGAGGAUUGGAAACCACCUGCUGGUGAAGCAAGGACUGUUGUUGUAAGCCUUGAUAAUGUGCAGUAUCAACUGGAUAUGAAUGCAGCUGCAAGUGGAGAUCUGGAUACGAAUGUUUACGAGACGUUCAAUCUUUUGAUGCGGAGAAAGCCAAAAGAGAACAACUUCAAGGCUAUAUUAGAGUCCAUUCGAGAUCUGAUGAAUGAGGACUUGAUUGUGCCAACGUGGUUGCACGAUAUUCUUCUUGGGUAUGGUAACCCUGCUUCCGCUCAGUGGAAAAACAUGCCUGAUCCUCUCGAGCUGGUAGAUUUUAAGGACACGUUUUUGGAUGCUCAACAUCUUAGAGAGAGCUUUCCUUCGUGUGACGUGCAAUUUGUGACCCAAGAUGGUGAUGAAGAUCUCACACCCAAACCACCGUUUCAUGUGAUAUUGCCCAAGAGUACAAGUGGAGGUAACAAAGUUAAGUCGGGUAAGAGAAAAGGAGCAGAUGUAAGUGCAGAUGGUGCAGCAGAUCCCACUUCCGAAAGGCAGAAAGUUGUGGCGAAGGCCUAUGUGCCUCCAGAUCCUGGCCCUUACCCACAAGACCAACCGAAGCAGAAUACUGUGAAGUUUACACCUGUACAGGUAGACGCUGUUAUUUCAGGAGUGCAGCCUGGCUUGACCAUGAUUGUUGGUCCACCAGGAACUGGGAAGACAGACACAGCCGUGCAGAUUCUGCAUCUGCUGUAUCAUAACUGUCCAAUGCAGCGAACAUUGAUCAUUACUCACUCCAAUCAGGCUCUAAAUGACCUCUUUGAGAAGAUCAUGCAAAGGGAUGUUCCAGCUAGGUACUUGUUGCGUCUUGGUCAGGGAGAGCAAGAAUUGGACACGGAUCAUUCCUUUAGUCGUCAAGGACGUGUGAAUGCCAUGUUGAAACGGAGAUUGGAUUUGCUGUCUGAGGUGGAGAGAUUGGCAAAGACAUUGAAGGUGCCAGAAGAUGCUGCAUAUACUUGUGAGACAGCAGCAUAUUUUUGGCUUCUGCAUGUUUUGUCGCGAUGGGAAGAGUUUAUGGCAGGAUGUGCAGAAUCACGUGAUCCGGGCGUUGUCAAGGAGAGGUUUCCAUUUAAGGAAUACUUCAAUGAUACCCCGCGGCCCCUUUUCUCGGGGACAUCCUAUGUUCGGGACAUGGAGGCAGCCAAAGGAUGCUUCCGGCACCUAAAAACUAUGUUCCAAGAACUUGAAGAAUGUCGUGCAUUUGAGUUAUUGAAAUCAACGGCUGAUCGUGCCAACUAUUUGAUGGCAAAGCAGGCCAAGAUUGUCGCCAUGACAUGCACCCAUGCUGCUCUGAAAAGACGUGAUUUCCUGGAUCUAAAUUUCAAGUACGAUAAUCUGUUGAUGGAGGAAAGUGCUCAGAUUUUAGAGAUUGAGACAUUUAUUCCCAUGCUGCUGCAGCGACACACGGAUGGCCGUGCCCGAUUGAAGCGCUGCAUCCUUAUUGGUGACCAUCACCAGCUUCCUCCAGUGGUGAAGAACCUGGCUUUUCAGAAGUACAGUCAUAUGGAUCAAAGUCUAUUUACUCGAUUUGUGAGGUUAGGGGUCCCGUACAUCCAAUUGAACUCUCAGGGCAGAGCACGGCCCAGCAUCGCAAAACUUUACAACUGGCGAUACAAGGAACUUGGAGAUCUUCCCAACGUUCUGCAAGAUCCUGCAUACCAUUUGGCCAAUGCUGGUUUCAGCUAUGAGUAUCAGCUUGUUAAUGUGGAGGAUUACGAAGGAUUUGGAGAAACUGAGCCUGUUCAAUACUUCUAUCAGAACCUGGGUGAGGCUGAGUACGUGGUGAGUGUGUUCAUGUACAUGCGGUUGCUUGGCUACCCAGCAGAGAAAAUCUCUAUCCUGACUACAUACAAUGGUCAGAAGCAACUCAUUCGUGACGUUAUUGCUAGGAAGUGUAGCAACAACCCUCUAUUUGGUCGGCCUAGCAAGGUGACAACUGUUGACAAAUUUCAGGGUCAGCAGAAUGACUUCAUCUUGCUAUCUCUAGUGCGCACGAAAGUUGUAGGUCAUCUUAGGGAUGUGAGAAGAUUAGUUGUGGCCAUGUCACGUGCCCGUCUUGGACUGUAUGUGUUUUGCCGGCGUUCUCUGUUUGAGAAUUGUUAUGAGCUUCUGCCGACGUUCCGUUUGCUCCUUCAAAGACCAGUUGAUCUGUCCUUGGUUUUGGACGAGCCAACUCAACCAACUCAGCGACCUGUCCAUCAAAUAGGAGGGGCUUAUCCUGUGAGAGGCUUACAGGAGAUGGUCCACAUUGUUCAAGAUGUGUACCACCGGAAGACAGCGGUUAUGGGUGCGUACCCUAUUGGUUAGUAAGACCCAGGUUUUUUAGAAGGCUAGGGUAGGAUACUGUAUUCAAAGACCUUGUAGUUCAUCGUGUAAAUCAUUUUCUUGAUUACAUCAACUCUUUUGGUAUA
Molecule: messenger RNA, 4545 nt
Organism: Physcomitrium patens
Lineage: Eukaryota; Viridiplantae; Streptophyta; Bryopsida; Funariales; Funariaceae
Biological process (GO): mRNA splicing, via spliceosome
Cellular component (GO): catalytic step 2 spliceosome
Molecular function (GO): mRNA binding; helicase activity
Source: RefSeq, a predicted model, not a curated record